GAGAGAGAGAGAGAUAGAACAGAACGACGAGACGAGCUAGUAGUCUGCAUGAGUAGUCACUUCUGAAAAUGGCGGUGGACGUUGGUAAAAACAUCAGCAGCUUUCUAAGCUCCAAACAAUCCUCUUCCAGUUCUGAAUUGGCAGCAGAAUGGGCGGCUUUGGACGAACUUCAUACCAAGAAGCUGUAUCAUCAGCUUACUUUAAAGCUCAUGACAUUUGUCAAAAGUCCCUCCCUUCAAGAGGGAGAACAACUGAUAGAGCUUUACAGCAAAUUUAUUGCGUAUAUUGAAAACAAAAUUAAUCCCCUCUCUUUGGUAGAGAUUUUGGCAUUUGUUGUACAGCAAUAUACAGACUGGAAAGAAGCUGUGUCAUUCCUUGAAAAGAUGGAAGUCAAAGUAAAGGGCUGUGAAGAUGCUGUCAUGCUCUGCAAAGUGUUCGAAGGCCAGAUACUACUUGAGAAAUUAUCAGAUACUACCGCAACAAAGAAAAUUAUCGAUGAUGUGGAGAAGGAGCUUGAUAAGAAGGAUGGAGUGGGUCCAGUCCAUGGAAGAUUUUAUCUUUUGGCCAGCACCUACUAUCGUCAACAGGGAAAGCAUGCUGAGUACUAUCGUACAGCCUUGCGAUAUUUAGGCUGUGUCAACCUUGAUGACUUGUCAUUUAAAGAACAGAUGCAACAUGCUUUCUUCCUUGGACUUGCUGCUCUUCUGGGAGAGGGUGUUUAUAAUUUAGGGGAAUUGCUUGCCCAUCCUGUUCUUCAAACCAUGAAAAACACACCAAACAAGUGGUUAGUAGAUUUACUCCUUGCCUUCAACUCAGGAGACAUUGCUAAAUUUGAUGAAAUGAAACCAAAGUGGUCCAGUGUACCUGAUUUGGCAGCCCAGGAACUUAAGUUACGUCAGAAAAUCUCACUUCUUUGUCUCAUGGAGAUGACUUUUAAAAGACCAUCCACUGAUAGGCAGCUAACCUUUGAAGAAAUUGCUGCAGAAACAAGAUUACCCGUAAAUGAAGUAGAAUUGUUGGUCAUGAAAGCUUUGGCUCAGGGUCUUGUUAAAGGAGCUAUCGACCAGGUGGAUGGGCGUGUUCACAUGACAUGGGUUCAACCUCGUGUUUUGGACAAACAGCAGAUUGGAACUAUGGUUAAGAGAUUAGAUGUAUGGUGCAAAGAUGUGAAGAAUAUGGAACAACUGCUAGAGACCCAAGCUCAUGAUUUCUUAACACUGUAAUUUGGACUGCAAUCUUGUAAGUGCAAUAGAAAUUGUUUCUUUCAUGUUGUUCAGAUGCAAUGUUUUAUCUGGUAAAGAAUACAAUAAUUUGCUGAAAUUAAUUUUGUAACAUUAAGUAAGGUUCAGUAGACAAACUUCUGUGGCAUUAAAACUUGUAUUUUGUAAGUUUA
Molecule: messenger RNA, 1393 nt
Organism: Frankliniella occidentalis (western flower thrips)
Lineage: Eukaryota; Metazoa; Arthropoda; Insecta; Thysanoptera; Thripidae
Gene: Rpn9
Product: 26S proteasome non-ATPase regulatory subunit 13
Exons: 7
Coding region: 69-1223 (384 amino acids)
Biological process (GO): ubiquitin-dependent protein catabolic process
Cellular component (GO): cytosol; nucleus; proteasome regulatory particle, lid subcomplex
Molecular function (GO): structural molecule activity
Source: RefSeq, a predicted model, not a curated record